CUUAUCUCAAUCAUUCUCACACACAACACACAUUCAUCAAAACCCUUUCUAUUCCAUUUUCCUCCGAUUUUCUUUCUUUCCGUUUUCGUUCCGUCGAAAAUUCCCUAACCAUGCUUCUCAGAGCCGCUGUAACCGCUUCUUCUUCUUCCUCACUUCCUCUCUUCAAUUCUGAAAACUCGCGUUUGGCUCCGAUUCUUCACAGAGGAAGUAAAUUGGACCGAUUGGUUUUUUCCGCCACCAAAGGCUCUAGCAAUAACCGUAUUCUAACCGGUGUUUUAUUUGAACCUUUUGAAGAGGUUAAAAAGGAACUCGAUCUUGUUCCCAUUGUUCCACAAGAUUCUUUAGCUCGUCAUAAGUUUCAUGAUGCAUCUGAAGCUGCUAUCAAUGAACAAAUCAAUGUGGAGUAUAAUGUCUCGUACGUUUAUCAUGCAAUGUAUGCGUACUUCGAUAGGGAUAAUGUUGCCCUAAGGGGUCUUGCUAAAUUUUUUAAGGAAUCUAGUGAAGAGGAAAGGGAGCAUGCUGAGAAAUUGAUGGAAUAUCAGAACAAAAGGGGUGGAAAAGUGAAGUUGCAAUCUAUAGUGAAGCCGCUUUCUGAGUUUGAUCAUGCUGAUAAGGGUGAUGCGCUUUACGCAAUGGAACUCGCACUGUCAUUGGAGAAGCUAACCAAUGAAAAGCUCCUUAACCUGCACAAUGUUGCCUCGAAGAAUGGUGACGUGCAAUUGACAGACUUUGUGGAAAGUGAGUUUUUGGGUGAACAGGUGGAAGCCAUCAAAAAAAUCUCAGAGUUUGUCGCUCAGCUUAGAAGAGUUGGCAAAGGACACGGUGUCUGGCACUUUGAUCAGAUGUUGCUCAACGAGGAAGCAGCUGCAGCUUGAUAAUUACAUUUUUGUCUCCGUUUUCAGUCAUUGUAUCUGUUUUGCUAGAACUAGAAGUUGACACUGAACCGUAGCUGAAUAAAAUUAAUGUGGAAUGUUUUGGGUCAUUGUUAAUUUUCAGUUUAUUUACCUCUUUCUACUUA
This is a messenger RNA of Cicer arietinum (chickpea), 1018 nucleotides long. It is a transcript of the gene FER1, whose product is annotated as ferritin-1. The record is from RefSeq and is a predicted model, not a curated record. Gene Ontology annotation, molecular function: ferric iron binding; ferrous iron binding. Gene Ontology annotation, biological process: iron ion transport; intracellular iron ion homeostasis. Gene Ontology annotation, cellular component: cytoplasm. NCBI's taxonomy places the organism in Eukaryota, Viridiplantae, Streptophyta, Magnoliopsida, Fabales, Fabaceae.